AUGAAUAUUUCCACGUCAACUAUACAACAGAGACGUCGUAGACCAACACAGAAUGUUAUAGAAGAAGAAGACGCAUCACAACUCAAGCUCGGACCCGAGUUCGAUAUCAAACAAAUCACACAUGACGGUUUAGAGACGCCGCUUAUCACGCUGAACCUUUCGGAAACGAGGCUACUAAUCAAUGCAGCUCUCAAGCAACGAAACAAAGAAGCCAACGGAGCCAACUUUGACGGUGAUCUAGAAAAUAACGACGAUGACGAAGACGAGGAUUUCUCCAGUUCCAACGAGUAA
Sugiyamaella lignohabitans is the source of this 291-nucleotide messenger RNA. It is a transcript of the gene RPB4, whose product is annotated as DNA-directed RNA polymerase II subunit RPB4. The transcript has a single exon. NCBI's taxonomy places the organism in Eukaryota, Fungi, Ascomycota, Dipodascomycetes, Dipodascales, Trichomonascaceae. The record is from RefSeq and is a predicted model, not a curated record. The coding region runs from base 1 to 291 and encodes 96 amino acids.